Messenger RNA from Anastrepha obliqua, 4890 nucleotides. RefSeq names its product large proline-rich protein bag6-B. Gene Ontology annotation, cellular component: BAT3 complex. Bases 689 to 4351 code for a protein of 1220 amino acids. Gene Ontology annotation, molecular function: misfolded protein binding; polyubiquitin modification-dependent protein binding. Lineage: Eukaryota; Metazoa; Arthropoda; Insecta; Diptera; Tephritidae. The transcript is spliced from 11 exons. The record is from RefSeq and is a predicted model, not a curated record.
CAAAAGGCGAAUGGCGAUUUUUUUGUGGCUGUGACUAAUCUGAUUAGAAACACCUGAAAAAAGUGGCAAACUGCAUUAAAGGCUCAUAGGUUGAAAAGUGUAGUGGACAGAGAUAUGAGUGAAAAUUAUAAUUCGUUGACAUAAUAAACAUUUUGUGGAGAAAAAGCUGCGAAAGUGGUCGUUUGAAGCCGCCUAUAGAAUUUUUUCCUUUUCUACCAAUUGGAUUGGUUUUCCGUUUGGAAGUCUGUGUGUAAGAAUAAUGCAGGUAGAUCUUUUGAGCCAUUGAUUUUGAAUAGUGUGAGCGAGAGAGUUGACGAAUACGUACAAAGUGAACGUUGCAACCUUUCGAAAGGAGCAAAACCAGUGUGUAUUAAAAAAACACACAUCUAACUGUCAAGCAAACGUCAAUUGUGCGAAUUUGACAUUUUCAACGUUUGCAUUCACGGUCUGCUGUAAAAACUUCUGGAAAAAAAUUUUUUUCUUCAUAACUUUUAUAAAAGGUCGCUUGUAUUUUAACUAAAGUACAAACAUAAGCGGAACGUGGAAUUAAACGAAAACAAACGUAAAUAAAAUUUUCUUCUGUGAUUUUUUGUGUGGCAAGUCACUACCCGCAUUCUUUGGUGCUGCAGUAUAUUUCAUUAGCCGUCAUUUUUAGUCUUUCGAUAGACCUCUUCGCACACCACGCAAAAUGUUAAUAAAUUUAAGAGUGAAAACGCUCGAUGCACAGACGCAUGAUUUUAGUAUUGACAAUGAGCUGACUAUACGUCAAUUUAAGGACAAAAUCGCCGAGAAGACUAAUAUAGCGGCAGACCAACAACGUAUUAUUUAUUGUGGACGUGUUCUUGCUGAUGAAAAACAAUUGAAAGAAUAUGAUGUUGAUGGAAAAGUUGUGCAUGUGGCCGAGCGACCACCACCGUCGCAGCGGGACCUUUCGACUUCCAAUUCCUCCACGAAUGAUGCACCUAGUGCACGUGAACGGCCCAAUAAUCGUGGUGGCAUGCGGAAUUCUCCUCUAUUUCGGGCUUUGGAUGGCAUGGUCGUCGGCACCAUGGCAAUACCAAUGAACCCUGUACAAAAUAACGUGCAGCAACCUGUAAAUCCUUUUGCUGUUUCCUCAUCAUUUUGCGUAAAUCGCAUAACAGUGGCUCGACAUAUGUUGGAUUGCGCAAAUAAUAUUGCUGCAUACUUGGAAGAUCCAGAAAGGGGUCUUAAUAACAGCUCUUUGGAUAUAUUGGCACGUGGUAGUUGGACUAUGGAAUCUACUGUGGUAGAAGUGGGUUUCACCGCUGCCGACUUACCGCAGAACCAAAAUAUUGUUGAAAUGGUGCAAGAUGCUGUUUCUGCAGCGUUACGCCGUAAUAAUAAUACAAACGUGACCGUCGUACAAUUACCAACAGUUUUUGGCUCUAAUGAGGGUGAAAAUGGUGCUACGAAUAGCGGUGAAGCUGCUGCAGACAUGGAUGCAAGUAACGAUGGUGGUGGUGCAGUUGAUGCUGAUGGUGCUGCGGUCAUUAUAGAAGAUGUUAUUGAUGAUACUUUCGACGCCGUUGGUGCUAAUAUCGGCGUUACUUCUAAUACUUCCGGCACAGAUACUACAAACAAUAUUACAUCUCCAAAUCAUACGUCGACUGAUACUUCGGCUGGAGACGCGUCGAACGCUUCCGCAACGACUGGUACUAACACCGAUGAGAAUCCUUCUCGUCGUCGCACCAAUACUCGUGUUUUAGCUGAAGUAGUGGCACAGAUGCGCACUGUCCAAACUCGUCUAAAUCCUUUCAUUCAGCAAUUCUACGAAUUAUUGAAUAAUGAUCCUACAUUCGAUGAAGAUAAUACAACCGAACGCGAAAAUGCACAACGGCUUUACAAUCGUGUCUCAGAAGCACUCCAUUACAUGUCGCAUGCUCAACAUGCCAUAUCCGAUCUGAUGUUGGACGUGUCGCAACCGGCACCACGCUUUCUCACAUGUCGCCCCAUAUUGGUCGAACAAAGCGGAUAUGUUAGUUCCAAUAAUUAUUUAUCUGCUGCUGCAGCGGCUGCUGCUGCUGCUGCCACAACAGGCAAUAAUCAGACGCGCCCACGUACGCGCGCUUAUAUAGCACCACGUUACAAUCACCCAGUAACCAUAACUACCAGCUCGCCCCCGACAACGGCAAGCGGUAAUGGGACAGUGUCUGGCAACUCGGCUGUGGCAACUGCAGGUGACAAUAAUAGCAACAAUCGCAAUACAAACCGCACAAAUGCAAGUGCAAGUGGAAGUGGUAGCGGUAGUUCCGUUGAAGAUCCUGUCGAUGAACCUUUGGUCACUCCCAGCAACACACCAAGUACAGCAGCCGCAACGAAUGCAGCCACUCAAAGCAAUGAUACACCACAUGCGCAAAUGUCGCGUCUAAUUCAGGCCAUGGUGAACUCUGCGCCCAUUAACACCGAGCUUCAUGUGCAAAUCUUACCGCCUUCGCUACUAAAUGUGGCAGUAAAUCCGCGUGGGAACAAUGGAAAUGGCGAGCAGCAACAACGUACACAGUCAGGAGCUUCGGCAGGAGCAGCGGAUGCAACAGCGACCGCUAAUAACAGUACUACAGGAAAUAAUGAUUUCAACAAUGCCAAUGCCAGUGGUGGCAGUAGUAGCAGGAACGCAAGCGCCAGGGCAGGUACAAGUCUUAGGAAUGAUCGCAACAGCAACAAUUCGGUACCAGCAACAGGUGCGAGCUUGCCUGCUACCACCAGACUUCGUCCGGUUUCCGCUUCAUUGGCAAUUGGCACUUUGCCAACAACAUCUACACAAACGCGUUCAACAUCGCGACCACAACUGCAAAUUGGUGGCAUACCAGCAAAUGGUUGGAAUGGUCGCUUUAUACCGGCAAAUAUGAUAUCGGCGUUCGAUCGCUUCCUACCUUGUAAUAGUCAUCACAUUCGGGAGCCGGAAGGCAACGCCAAUAACAACAAUACAGCCGCAGCAAAUGUUACUACUAAUAAUGCUAGCCCUCAGAUAAUAACCACGAAUUCGAUUAAUCCAUUCACUUUGCGUUCACCUGUUGAACUUACCGAUAUUUUUCCACGUGUACGCUCUUCACCCACAGUAGGUGGCUCACCCACGUCUACACCGCGUACGAACGCUCCCUCAGCGCCAAUAUUACCGCCACGUUUCAACCCACCCGAAUUUUUCUCUUUACGUAAUAUUAUAUCUGGACAAAAUCGCAAUGCAUCAACUGCUGCGCCAUCGACCGAGACUUCAGCUACUUCUGGUAGCACCAACACUGGCACAGACAAUUAUCGUCGAAAUUUGCGCACUCAGUUAGUCAACUUAGUCAAUCAGCGCAUUUUUCGUGGGGAACCAAUCAACGAGGAUACCGUAACACCAGCUGUUAAUCGCGCCGCUGAAUGGUUUGACGAAGCACUGCUGGUGCUGCUGCCGCAUUAUGAGAAGCCCGAGUAUGAUUCACGUCACUCUGUUACCAAUAUUUUUCGACACAUGCUACCGCUCUUCAUUGAGAUUGUGCGUGAUGAGCAGAGUAAUCCGGCUACGUUUGAGCAACGUAUAAAGAAAAUAUGCGAAGACUUUCUUAACCGUUUAUACAGCGUUUUGAGUGUGUGUGUGGACCGUAGUAGAGUUAUAAAUUACUGGGUUCAAUUGAUGAGUCAGUUCUCGGUACCUAUGCGAUUGUUUUUAAAGGACGAAGCUUUGCAGUUUUUAAGGUCCUAUGUAGACAGAAGACCUCCAUCCACAAUUGAUACAGCUGAUGCACAACAAUUCAUCGUACAUAGAAAUGUAACGCCAGUGUCGGAGCCAGCAGACACUCCUUUAGAAUCUGAUGUGGAGAUGGUAGAAAUGGCGUCGACAUCCGACGCAAAACACAAUAGUCAAUUUACAAUAGACAUGGACGACGAAGCAGAAAUCGAACUUGCCCCUGCCGAACAAUUGCCCGAUGUUACCGUCGGUUCGGAGUUGUGGCAUAGUAAUUUCCCCAACGACUGGUUGCCAAUCAUUGCACGUGAUCUAUGUACCCAAAGUGCAAAUCCGCCAAAUCAAAUUCCAUUCUCGGAUGCGUACAUAUCAGGCAUGUCGGCCAAACGAAGGAAAAUGAUACAAAACAAUAAACCGCCAACUGAGAUUAGCUCACUAAUCGCUCGAAGUGUACGCAAGGCCAUACAGACCGUUGGCCCACGUGCGUCCACAACUGCUACCACUGAAACGCUAACAGCCGAUGAAAUCACUGAAACUAUUGCCAACGAUGUUGCGGUAAAUGCUUCGUAUACGGAGGCAGUGCGUACGCAUGUACGCGAACGCUUAAAGAAAGACUCUGAUUACAAACCCGAUAAAUAUCCGCAUGCCACAAAGUUUGUUAACAAGUAGAAAACGUAGGUUGGUGCUUUGUAGGUAAUGAGCGACGAAAAACAAAAAAAUCAUAGCAUGUAAAAGUAUACGCAGAAUACAAGUAAUUCAAACGAAACUAAGUUAUAAUAAUAAAAAAAUAGAGGAGUUUAACGAAAAGGGAGGAAAAGUGGUUGCUGAUACUUGUUAUAAACAAAAACUUAUUAAAAAAAAAAAAAACAUUUUAUUAGUGUGUUUUUGAUUUUUGAUUUGUGCUUUUUCAUUUUGAUAAAUUAUGCAUUCAAGGUAAUAGAAAAAAGAGGUCAACACCACAGUAGACGAAAAAAUAUUAUACGUACUAAUCGAAAAAAAAUUGUACUUUAUACGAUAUUAUUAAUAUAAAGAAAGAAAAAAAAACACAGAAAUUUCACGCAUAUUGAAAAAUAAGGUUAACUAAGAAGACAUCCAUACAGGAGAAGAAACAUAAGAACUACAACUAUAACAAGAUUCAUAUUUACGUAUAGUGCAUAAAAAAUAAGGCAAAUAAAAUAUAAUCUAAUGCAGUUUUAUGUGCAAGCAAA